Messenger RNA from Menidia menidia (Atlantic silverside), 1244 nucleotides. The record is from the annotation of a GenBank genome assembly. NCBI's taxonomy places the organism in Eukaryota, Metazoa, Chordata, Actinopteri, Atheriniformes, Atherinopsidae.
AAGCAUCUGCCCCAGCUUGUCAGCUACAUCUGUGGGCGCCCACACACACACACACACACACCGUGUCCUGUUGGUCUUCUGUCCCUCUGCCUCCCGCCCCCGUCCUCCUCCUGUGUUCCCGCUCCCCUGCUCGCUCUCUUUCCGGUGUCCUCCUCCUCCUCCUCCUCCCCGUGGCCAUGCUGGAGCGCAUGUCCCGCCGCUCCCGCUCCCUGCUCUCCCUGACCCUCACCACUCUGGCUCUGACCCUCUCCAUCCUGGCGCUCUGCACCUCCUACUGGUGCGAGGGCACGCACAAGGUGGUGAAGCCCCUCUGCCUGUCGCCUGUCAAAAUGAAGAACUGUGGUCAGAACAACAGCGAGCCUUACACCACAGAGAGUCCCACCCAGAGCCCCUACAACCGCACACUGUCCCCGGCCAGGAGGGACGAGCUGGCCAAGAUCAGACAAAGGCAGCUGGCCAAUGCAGUUCACUACAUCUGGGAGACAGGGGAGGACAAGUUCGCCUUCAGAUACUUCCACACUGGCUUUUGGGAAAGCUGUGAGAAACAGAAUGAUGCGGGAGAGGUGUGUCGCAGCUUCAUAGACCUAACUCCAGGGGAGACACAAGGUGUGCUCUGGCUGUCGGUUAUUUCUGAGUUUACAUAUAUUGGCCUGCUGGGGAUGGGCUUCUUACUGAUGUGGCUUGAAGUCCUGUGCUCCCACAAAGAGAUGCAUGCACUGAAAAUAAAUGCCUACGCUGCUAUUUGUACCGUCCUAUCAGGUCUUCUUGGGAUGGUAGCACACAUGAUGUUCACUACAGUGUUCCAGAUGACAGUCAUUGUGGGUCCCAAAGACUGGAGGCCUCAGUCCUGGGACUAUGGCUGGUCAUUUGCCCUUGCCUGGGUGUCCUUCAGUUGCUGCAUGGGGGCGGCUGUGGUCACCCUCAACUCCUACACAAAGACCAUCAUCGAGCUACGGCGCAAGCAGAGAAUCCGCCUGGACGAGGCACGGGCCGCCACUCACGCCCCGUCCUACGAUGAGGUAGUCCCAGGGGGCGGACUCUAUUCCGUCAGUGGGCUCUUACACUGCCCGGACGGAAUGAUUGACGUGGCUUGGCCCCCAAACAACAGCAUGACUGGAGUGGGAAAUGGGGACGUACCGACUCUGGUUUUGGUGGGAGGCUGUGGCCCAGAAGGCUGUGAGGACUGUGAGAGGGAGAGGGAUGAGAUGGAAGAAGCCUUGGAACGAGUUGAUUCGCCUUGCUAG